UAAAAAGAGAUAGUCAGAGGGUGAAGAUCCUAAGCCAACAAAUCUAAUGAAAAGUCCAAAUUUUACAAAGGAAAUGAAAUCCAUCUUUGCUUUGUUCAUACUGUUUUCACUUCUGGUUGCUGAUGUCUCUUAUGCAAGAAAAGACUUGGAUGAUUUUUGGAAGAAUAUGAUGAAUGAUCAACCUAUGCCUGAAGCAAUCAAAGAACUUGUUCAAAAUACAAAGGUAAUAGAUUCAAGGAAAGAUAACUUUAUUAGGGACUUUGAUGUAAAGCCUAAUCUCAUAUUAUAUCACACACAUGUUGAGUCUAAGAAGCAGAAGAGGAAACAACAUAUCUUUGUCAAAAAAUCUGAACAAGAAGAGUUUCAUGGAACACAAAAACAUGGUUGAACCAAAUCAUUAUAUUGCUUAUGAUUAUAGAUGAUGUGUAGUGAGAAAUAGGAUAGGUAUUUUAAAGUUUAUUUUGUAGGGAGCUAUUGAUGUUAAUUUCUAAAGUUGUAUUUUUUAUGAUGGUUUUGACCUUUUAAUAUCUAUAGAUGUAUGUAUUUUCAUGGUUAUUCUGUUUUUUGCUGCAUCUUCUA
This is a messenger RNA of Trifolium pratense (red clover), 579 nucleotides long. Its product is annotated as organ-specific protein P4-like. The record is from RefSeq and is a predicted model, not a curated record. Bases 47 to 388 code for a protein of 113 amino acids. NCBI's taxonomy places the organism in Eukaryota, Viridiplantae, Streptophyta, Magnoliopsida, Fabales, Fabaceae. The transcript is spliced from 2 exons.